Molecule: messenger RNA, 3133 nt
Organism: Anneissia japonica
Lineage: Eukaryota; Metazoa; Echinodermata; Crinoidea; Comatulida; Comatulidae
Product: leucine-rich repeat-containing protein 72-like
Exons: 6
Coding region: 134-964 (276 amino acids)
Molecular function (GO): protein binding
Source: RefSeq, a predicted model, not a curated record
GUCAAGCAACAAGAGAGCAGACGACAACAAACAAUCUGUAUUUAUUGGUUUUUGGAGAAUGUGAUUUGAUUCAUUGGAAAAACUUGCAAUGUAAUAUAUAAAAGAGGAAUUUUAGGUCGGCCAUUAGAGCACCAUGGUGGAGGUAGAACAGAUCGUCGCGGAGCAGAUGCGGUCACAGGGUAUUCUCAAAGACCAGGAUGUCACCCAGCUGUACAUGGCCAAUAGGAAGUUGACCAAAGAUAGAGAUCUGCAACUAUCACGAUUCAAGAACUUGAAAUAUUUAUGGUUGAACGGAAAUCGCUUGCGUCAUAUCGGUUGUAUCACCAGGAACUUCCAUAUGACAGAGCUCUACCUACAGGACAAUGAACUGGUUGAUAUAUGUGGAGCGGUUGCACAUCUCACUUGCCUUCACACCAUCAUGCUCCAGAACAACCAGUUGACUAAGCUGGAGCAGACUGUAAAGGAAUUCAAAGCAAUGCAGAACCUAAGAGUCCUAAAUCUAUCAGGAAACCCUAUUGCCCAGGAGCCAGAAUACCGAUUCUUUGUGGUAUAUUAUGUGCCAUCCCUGCAGCUUCUUGACAGAAGUGAGGUGUUAAAACAAGAGAGUGACACUGCUGCUCGGUAUUACAACCAAGACCGUCAGGCUCUUCUAGAUACCAUUUCAUUUGGGCGAAGGUGGCCUCCUGGUCCUCCUAGGCAACAGGGUAGUGCAGCGGUACCACCUUAUCACCAAGUUAAUAACCAGAGAUACAGUGCUAAGCCAGUACCUGCCCUGACCGACAGUGCCCUAAGUACCGAAGGUGGAGUUAGUGAAACGUCAGAAGAUGACCGCGUAAUGAGACACUCUGUGAUGCAAUUCUCAACGGUUGAUUGGUCUAAGGUGCCAAAGUCACAAGAACGACGUAUUGGUGAUUCAAACACGAAAGAUAGUAAGGGACAAAUCAUCACUGUGCAGUUCAGAUAAACAGCGAUAGCGAUCACCAUUAUUUUCAAGGGGUUGGUACUAUAUGACUGGAUCUUGCAUUCGAUAGACAUUUAAAUGUCCACAUCGGUGACUAUAUUUAUUCCAUUCACAAUCUCCAACCAUCAUCGGUGACUAUAUUUAUUUCUCAGGCAUUUCACUAUCAUUUCUGGUGACUAACUCAUUCCAUUGGCAUUUACGAUGAGAUAUGUUGACUGUUUUCUUCCACUGACAUAUUACUAAUUGUAGCAACAGUGAAUAUAUUAAAUAUGUUUGAAAUUUGUAUUACCUCAUGGACAUAAUGUACUAUCUGUAUGAGUGACUUUUUUAUUCCAGACAUUUUUACUAUCACUGGUGACUAUAUUUAUUCCAUUGAAAUAUUACUAAUAGCAGUGGUGACUUUAUUAAAUGUUAUUUGAAAUGUGUAUUAUUUCAUAGACAUACUAUCUGUAUGAGUGACUUUUCCAUUCCAUAGAUAUUUUUACUGUCAUCGUCAGUGACUAUAUUUCUAAUAGGCAUUUUAAUAUCAUCUCUGUUGACUAUUUUAUUCCAUUGACAUUUGCCAUUAAGCUAUGGUGACUAUAUUACAGUAAUGCAUUUGAAUUGUAUGUUGUUAUUCCAUAGACAUACUAUCGGUUUUGGUGACUAUUCCAUUGCAUUUUAAAUAUUUUACCAUCAGCAUCAGUGAUAUUGUAAUGUCUGUCUUGGUGUGUGAAUUUUCUAAAGAUAUUUGACAAGGAGUUUCUACAGUAGUAUUUCUUCCAUUGACAUUUUACUCUCAGUAUCAAUGUUUAUUCCAUAUACAUUUUAAUACCAACUGCAGUGUUUAUUUUGCCAAAGAUAUUGUAAAAUGAGCUUCGUUGACCUUAGUUCUUCCAUUUGCAUUUUACAGUUGGCAUCGGUGACUAUAGGCCUACUUGUUCCAUUAACAUUGUACCAUCAGUAUCUGUAUACAAUACAUUUACUAUUAUAUUUUACUAUGAACUUGGAUUAAAUUUGUGUUAGUAUUUACUGUACUUCCAUAAAUCUUAUAAUGAACUCUAUUUUUAAUAGGUGUUAUAAUAAUAAUAUAAGUAACUAUAAUAAUAUUUUUGUUCAGGAAAAUUUAUGAAAAUAUCUACUGUAUUUUCAAGCCAAAUGCACACUACACAUAGUUUGUUGACCGUAAUCAGAAAUAGUGUUUCCCUUUGACAAUUUGCGGCACAUGACAAACUUUUGUUUUAGUUUCAUGUUUUGAUGAAGCACAUCAUCUUGUCAGUUACAUGAGCACUAAACGCUCGCUUGUUAUUCAACUCUCAAUUAGCGUGUUAAGAUGUUUAAACAUUUGUUCAGUGCAUACCAAAAAAAUAUUCGGUGAUAUGUUUCUGCAUUUGGCUUUUAAACAAUAUACUAGAAGACAGAAGUUGCCAUUUACUACUACGGUUUUCAUUGAUUAUAUUUUUUAAUACAGCAUCCUUUGACAUUUGCUUUACAUAACUUUUUGUAUUUGAUACUGAUAACGUUAAAUUUAGAUUCAUCUAUUUAUAUACAACUUUAAUAAUUUCCAGGUUGCUUUCUGCUUUUUAUAUUUUAAGUGUUUUUUAGACUAUUUAUUUUUCUAUGGCUGACAUAGUCUUUUAGAAUGUGCAACAUGUCUUUUAUUUAGGAUGCAUCAUCUCAUUGAUGGUGAUUUGGUACACUUCUUCCAGUCUUGCAUUUAGGAUGCAGGCCCUUGAGUUGGUGGUUUCUAGCAUGUAAAUGUGGAAUUUCAUCAUCCAAAUUCAAGCGCUUGGUGUAAAGCUUGCAUUUAAACUUCCCAUCUUUGGCAAGGUAUAUUUCCUCUCUUAAUGACAAAUGUCAAAUCAGGACAGAAAAUGUGUAUUAUUUCAGUGAUAUUGUAAUGUCUGUCUUGUGAACUGUAAAUCAGGACAGAAAUUAUUGCACAUUGUGUACUAUGUGAUAUUUAUGCCUGGUUUCUUUAAAAUCACUACGUGGCAAUCCCUGACACAACCAACCAAUCAGCAUCACCAAAAUCUAACCGCGAUAGCAUGUAGCGAUUGUAUGGAAACCUAGCUUUACUUUUAACAGUGAUCAGGGCAAUAAUAUGACGAGUGGAGAAUUGUUAUUUAUAUUACAAUAUGUGUGUGUUAUAUUAUUUAGUAAUAAAGAAAAAGAGUACAUUUGUUUUUUGAA